UUCAAUUUUAUAUGGGAACAGCUUUUCAAUCACAUAUUGUUUGUGUUGAGAUACAUGUAGAAUCAAUUAAGAUCAUUUUAAUAGUACAUUACUUCAAACAUAAGUGAAGUGAUCACUGUGUCCUUGGAUAGCUUCAUUUGUCAAAAGUGAUAACUAUCCUUGACUAUAAUGUGAUGAAAGUAAAAGAAAAAUCUAUCUGCUUGUUGAGGUGAGUUCACAAGAUUUAAGGAAGUAAAAUUAAUGGCAACCUACUGGCAUUAAAAUUGGGGUCCAUAUUUAUUAUGUUUGUUGUCUGAGGAUGCUUUCUCUUCUUAUUUAUAUGCUAUAAUACUUGCCAUUCAUUCUCCAAUCUUCACACUAAAUUCCUUCAGCUUUUGGCUUCCAAUCCAUGGCGCUUCGUCCUGUUGCAGUGCUGCUUUUUGCUGUGGUUCUUUCAGGGAUUUUUCAGCUGUCGAGAUGCCAAGUCCUCAAAGGGAACCUCACUUGCCUUGAUUGCAGUAGCCAUUAUGACUUCUCAGGCAUCAAGGUUUUAGUGAAGUGUGCUAAUGUGAAAAGGUUAGCUGCAAGUACAACAAAAAGUCAGGGCUCCUUUGAGGUUGAGCUUCCUUCAGGUAGUAGCUCAAGAACUUCAACUACUCCAUUGAAUUGCCUAGCCAAGCUUAUUGGUGGUUCAAGCCAGAUCUAUGCGUCAAGGAAGAACAUGGUGUCCAAGAUUGUGAAAAUCCAAGAUUCUAGCUCAUACACUAUCUCCACUCCUCUUGUCUUUUCCACUACCUCCCCUGUUGGGAAGCUAAAAAACAUAGGUUCCUCCAAGACAAUUGAUCUGCCUGUCCCAAGGGAGUGGGGCUUAGCACCUUCUAGCUUUUAUACUCCCUUCUUUCCUAUAAUUGGAAUCCCUUGACUAAUUACUGUUUGAUAAAUGUAAUGCCACCAAAUUUAAUGGCUUAACUAUGCAGUUGUUAUAAAAUAUAUGUGUGGCUUAGCGUA
Molecule: messenger RNA, 987 nt
Organism: Hevea brasiliensis (rubber tree)
Lineage: Eukaryota; Viridiplantae; Streptophyta; Magnoliopsida; Malpighiales; Euphorbiaceae
Exons: 2
Coding region: 389-901 (170 amino acids)
Source: RefSeq, a predicted model, not a curated record